Molecule: messenger RNA, 1779 nt
Organism: Colletotrichum truncatum
Lineage: Eukaryota; Fungi; Ascomycota; Sordariomycetes; Glomerellales; Glomerellaceae
Source: RefSeq, a predicted model, not a curated record
AUGGCGGGGGUGCAAUUGGGGCUGCAGGUGGCCUUUUACCUCUAUCCAUGUGGUCUCUUCGUGGCCCUUCUAGGCGCUCAGUCGGCUCAAUUCUGGCGCGAGAGACGUGGCGGACCGCGCCGGGACGCGCCAGAUGAGAAGGCCGUCGCACUCCGGCGCUUCUACAACCGGAUCAUCUGGACCCUUCAACUCAUUCUUUCUCUUGUUCUUUUUGCCAGCAUCAUUGUCGCAGUUCGCGAUGCCUUUGGUGGUACUCAUGAUGGACCUGGCAAGGUUCAGUUCCCCUUUACUGCUUUCCUGGCAUCAUACGUCGCAGUCUUGCUUUACUUCUUGGCUGGCCUGCUGCCUGAUCCCGAAGGACCGUGGGUGCCGACAGCUUGCCAUGCCUACGCUUGGGUCGUUGGUGUGCUCUUUGAAGUUGUCAUCGCCGCUCUUUUCUUCACUGAGCAGCCUUUCUUGCGCGUAUCCAAGGAACUCCUUGACUCCUUAUCUGCUUUAGGCUUUGUCAGGAUCGCAGUCCUUCUCUUUAUGACUAUCAGCCUCACCCUCAGGGAGUACAGACUUAGACCUUCCCAGCCCAGGUCCGACCCAGAGGAGCGACAGUCACUUCUGGAGAAUGGCAACGGUUCUGCCGCGAACUAUGGUGCCGCCCAUCCUCAUGGCCCUGCGGCUCAACCCAGACGCCAAGUCCAGGGCACGGGCUGGCUCGACUACUUUGCUGGCUUCAAAGUUCUCUUCCCCUAUCUCUGGCCCAAAGACUCUAAAUUGUACCAGGCGAUUGUGGUGUUUUGCUUGUUUCUACUGGUUCUUCAGCGCACCAUCAACGUCUUCGCUCCUCUGCUUCUCGGGUAUCUCGUCGAUGCUUUCUCCAAUGGCGGCAUUCCUUACACCGAAAUCAUCCUUUAUGUCGUUUUCCGUGCUCUCCAGGGAAAUCAGGGAGCUAUCGGUGCCCUGCGGUCAGUUCUCUGGAUUCCCGUUUCACAAUCACUUUUCCGAAGGCUCUCAUGCGCAGCCUUUGAACACGUCCUGGGUCUGUCUCUUGAGUUCCAUUUGAACAAGAAGAUCGGUGAGGUCACCAGUGCUCUAAGCAGAGGCGCGGCAAUGAACACGUUUUUGGAGAACUUUUGCUUCCAGGUAUUCCCAAUGGUGGCCGACAUUUUUGUAGCCGGCGUCUACUUCUUCAUCAAGUAUGACGCCUUCUACACCAUCAUUGUGUUUUUCAUCAUGUGGUCAUACAUCUUCUUGACCAUUUACGUAGCCAAAUACCGCGGCAAACAGAGGAGAGAUAUGGCUACGAAAAUGCGCGAGAUGGAGGCCAUCAAGACAGAUGCCAUUAUGGCUUACGAGACAGUCCAGCAUAACUGCGCCGUUGUGCCUGAAACAGAGAGGUUCAAAGAGCAUGUGGUUGUUUAUCAAAAGGCGGAGCGCUUGGUGCAGUGGUCUCUUAACGGCCUCAACCUGACGCAGAGCUCGAUUUUCUCGCUUGGAACUGCUCUGUUGGUCGCUCUUUCUGCUUACAAGAUUUCCAUCGGGGAACAGACCGUCGGCGAGUUCGUUGGCUUGAUCAACUAUUUUGUCCAGCUCCAGGGUCCUCUCAACUUCUUUGGCACUUACUACACCAUGCUUCAGAACAACUUGAUUGAGGCAGAGCGCAUGCUUGACCUGGUAAGCCCUUCAAAGCCCUUUGUUGAAGGCAUCAUACUGACAGUAAUAGUUCAAAGAAACGUCUGGCGUUGUCGAAAAGCCGGAUGCAGUCAACCUGCCGUCUCCAAGAGGUGA